AUGAACUCACUCAGAUACCUCCGGCCGGUGGCCUCGCGUAUGCAGACGCCGACGCUGCCCAGACUCUCACGCGGAUUCGCCAGCAAGACAUACGAGUUCAUUCAGGUCUCUCAGCCCAAGCCUGGUGUUGGUCAAGUGACGUUGAACCGCCCCAAGGCCUUGAACGCCCUCUGCACUCCCCUCAUCCAUGAGCUCAACGAUGCGCUAAGGGCUUUCAACGCGUCGGACGAAACGUCCGUCAUCGUUCUGACAGGCUCCCAAAAGGCCUUUGCAGCCGGUGCCGACAUCAAGGAGAUGGCUCCUCUCACCUUUUCAGAGGCAUACACCAAGUCCUUUAUCGAGUCGUGGUCGCUUCUCACCACCGAGGUCAAGAAGCCCAUCAUCGCCGCCGUUUCCGGUCACGCGCUCGGCGGAGGCUGUGAGCUGUCCAUGAUGUGCGACAUCCUCUACUGCACCGAGACUGCCAACUUUGGCCAGCCCGAGAUCAAGCUCGGCACGAUCCCGGGUGCCGGCGGCAGCCAGAGACUCACCCGGGCUAUCGGAAAGUCCAAGGCCAUGGAGUUGAUCCUGACGGGCAAGUCCUUCAGCGGUGCCGAUGCCGAGAAGUGGGGUCUUGCGGCCAAGGCAUUCCCUUCGUACGAGGUUCUCAUGGAGGAGACGCUGAAAACGGCAGAGACCAUCGCCGGCUACUCGAGGGUGUCCAUCAACGCGUGCAAGGAAGUUGUGAACAAGAGCCAGGAUCUGCCUCUGAGGGAUGGUGUCGAAUUUGAGCGGAGAGUAUUCCACAGCUUGUUCGGCAGCAACGACCAAAAGAUUGGCAUGAAGGCAUUCGCGGAGAAGAAGAAGGCAGAGUGGACUCACUCUUGA
Colletotrichum paranaense is the source of this 867-nucleotide messenger RNA. Its product is annotated as enoyl-CoA hydratase/isomerase. The transcript has 2 exons. Gene Ontology annotation, molecular function: enoyl-CoA hydratase activity. Lineage: Eukaryota; Fungi; Ascomycota; Sordariomycetes; Glomerellales; Glomerellaceae. Gene Ontology annotation, biological process: fatty acid beta-oxidation. The record is from RefSeq and is a predicted model, not a curated record. Gene Ontology annotation, cellular component: mitochondrion. Bases 1 to 867 code for a protein of 288 amino acids.